AUGUACACCGAAGCUGCGAAUUGGCCGUGCGUGCGGCUGCUAUCAACUGAAGGGCCUAUUGGUUGCGGAAACCCCGGCAGGGAAAUCGUAUCCGCCCCUAUUCAGGCCAUCUCCUCGCCCUCCGAGCUUUCUCUCCUCCACUCCCCUCGAGCACUCGUGGUGUCGCCAGCAGUGCUGCACCGCGUGCUCUCACUGAUAUCCAAAGAUCCAGUAAUUGCCAGCCACGUGGCAGGCAUCAUGGUGGAGUUUGCCAAUCAAUCAUCUGUUCCCGGCCUCUCCCCUGCAUCCCCCUUCCCACAGUCAGCCUUCGCUGCCUACCCCAACACCUCCUACCACUGGAACCCCAUUGGCUCGUCCCUCGACCGCCUGCCGUUCUCCCUCCCGGUCUCCCUCCUCUCCGAUCAAGCCACAGCUGAUAUACGCCUUAAAGCAGAGGCCAACAGUCAACGAGAAUUUCGCUACCCGCUUUACAUGGCUGAAUUCGAUGACAUCAUGACUACCACGCGGUUAGGAGCAAUCAUGUCACAAGCCUGUCUAGACAACCUUGCCUGCCUCCCUCUUGGUGGCUACAGUGUGAUGGCAUCUCUGCCUCCCAUAAAUGUUGCAAGCAAGGAACCUUCCAGGAAGCCGCUGGUGAUCGCCAUGGCUCAGAUGGAUGCUGCCUCGCUGUUCCGCGACGCUGCUGUCGGGGCCGAGUCUCCCGUUUCCGGUCUUAUCUCUUUGCUAGCAGCAGCAGACGCCAUUGCAUCUCUCCUGCGAAAUCCCUCCACUCCAGACCUUCCCAAGCAGCUUGUCUUCCUUGCUCUAAACGGCGAGCGAUGGGGCUACCUGGGCUCGCGGCGACUGCUGUUUGAGCUGGAAAAGUGGUCUAAGGGGGAAGAAGGAGUAGGGAGAGAGGUGCUUCAGGGGCUUUCUCUUGACGAAUUCGCAGAGGCACAGAUGCUGGAAGUUGGAUCGGUGGGAAUGGCAGGAGCAGGAGGGAAUGGGACUCAGGAGAAUGUGACACUGUUCAUGCAUCAUGAGAAGCCCAUGCCCACAGGAGCAGCAGCCAUGGCAGAGGCAGUGAGAGCAGCAGCAGCGUCCAUCAAACGGAAUUCCCAUGAGGAAGGAGGAGAAACUGCAUCAGCAGCGGAAGAGGAGGUGCAGGCGAGUGCGGGUGUGUGUGUGGAGGAAGCCAGUGAGGAGACACCGGGUCUCCCGCCCUCCUCGCUGCUUGCAAUGUCGGCUGAGCAUCCAGGUCUUUCGGCCCUUCAUCUCUCCGACUUCAACCAACAAGUCUCCAACCCCUACCUUAACAGCCAUCUCGACACCCUACCCUCCGUCCACCUCCCCUCCCUCACUCUCUCCGCCACCCUCCUCGCCCGCUCCCUCCUCCUCCUCUCAGGAGCCCCUCCCUCACUCGCCCUCCAAGCAUCAGUUAGCACCUCCCUCAUAUCCAACCUCGUUCUCUGCCUCCUCUCUCCUUCCCCUGGUCUCCUCUGCCCUCUCGCCUCUUCCGUCCUCACUCCUAGAGACUCUGCUCCUAGUCAUUACGCUGGGGUCUUUUUAGGGGUUCCUCCUUCCUCCUCUCCCGCCUCUUCCCCUCCUUCCUCCUCUGCCGCCUCCUCUCCUCCUCUCUAUACCCUUGCUGAUACCCCCCGGUUUGUCUGGAAUUUCUUGGCUAAGACAACAGCUGCGAAGCCAAGAGGAGGGGAGGAGGGAGGGGAGGAAGUGGAGGGGAGAGAGGGGAGGGAGGGGAGGGAGAUGAGGGAGGGGAGUGUGGCAGAAGGAGGAGGGAAGGGAGCGAAGGGGAAGGAGUGUGUGGAGAAUGGGGAGUGUGGAGCAGCAGGGGAGGUGUGUGUGGGAGUGCUGGCAACUGCCAAGGGAGAAUGCAUGCUCUCAACAACAACGUAUAUCCCUGCUUUGUCCCCUCGCCUAGUCUUCAACAGCACGCAUUGGAGCAUUGCCCCUCCCCGGCCGGGCAGCCAUGGGGAUCUGGUGGAUCCCGUGUGGACCGAGAGCUUUUGGCAGCACCUGAAACUGAGGAGUUACCUGGUGGAUGAUCCGAUAUGGGAUGCUUCAAUACUGCUUGGAGGCGUGGUGUGGGUGGUGGUGCUGUGUGUGCUUGUCACCUGGGCUGAUAAAGCUAUUACGCAGAAGCUCAAGCGGAACCUUCCCGCGCAUUCUCGAGGCUUCCGGAAGGCGCUGGAGGGCGCGGCGCGCGCGGUGAAACUGGAGCAGCCCUGA
This is a messenger RNA of Closterium sp. Naga37s-1, 2226 nucleotides long. Lineage: Eukaryota; Viridiplantae; Streptophyta; Zygnematophyceae; Desmidiales; Closteriaceae. The record is from the annotation of a GenBank genome assembly.